AAUACUUAUGAUAAGCAUGGGAGAAGAAAGCAUGGACGUGGUGGAAUGCAAAGAAUGGUACUUAGUAUCAUAUGCUCCAAAGGGUUUACCAACUUCCUCUAAUCUUAGACUCCGCACUGUACCUUUAUCACUUGCGGUUGAUUCAAUCCCUGAUGGCCAUGUUGCUAUUGAGAUGCUGUUUUUCUCUAUAGAUCCCUACCUACGCAGCAGACUCAAUGGGACCGUAGAUGGCCUUCACUUUUCGCAGUUUGAACUCAAUCAGGCGAUUACAAUAUUUGGAAUUGGACGAGUGAAACGAUCAAAAGACAGCAAAUAUAAAGAGGGGGAUCUUGUUUUGAGUGAAAAUUUUCGUGUUGCUGAGUAUUGUGUCAUUUCCUCAUGUGAUAUCAUUGGAAAAAUUGAUGCUACAAGUGGGAUUUCAUUGCCGGAUUAUCUAAGCUGUCUAGGAGUACCUGCAUUUGCAGCAUGGUUGGGAAUUGAGGUGUUGGGAGACCCAAAACCUGGCUCAAAUGUGUUCAUAUCUGCGGCUUCUGGUGGUGUUGGAAUGAUUGCAGGUCAAUUGGCGAAGCUCAGAGGUUGUAGGGUCAUCGGAAGCACUGGAUCUGACAAAAAGGUGAAGCUAAUUAAAGAGGAAUUUGGGUAUGAUGAUGGAUUCAACUACAAUAAGGAAGAGGACCUUGAUGCCGUUUUAAGCAAGUUCUUUCCUAAUGGCAUUGAUGUUUAUCUUGACAACGUUGGCGGCAAGAUGCUUGAAUCUGUACUUAAUCAUGUCAACCAUUUUGCCAGGAUACCACUUUGCGGGAUGAUAUCUCAAUAUAAUGAGGUUUGGACAGAAAGAGAAGGCGUGAGGAAUCUUUUGAAUAUGGUGGGAAAGGAGGUGAGGAUGGAGGGCUUUAUACUGAAAUCACAUUUCAACCGUUUUGGAGAGUUUGCUAAAGAGAUGGAGGGAUACAUGAAAGAAGGCAAGAUUAAGUCCAAGAAUAAAAUAAACAUUGGAAUUGAGAGUUUUCUAGACAGCUUAAACUCCUUAUUUACUAGCUCUAAUAUUGGGAAACUUGUUAUUCAGGUUAAGGAUUAG
Molecule: messenger RNA, 1078 nt
Organism: Abrus precatorius (Indian licorice)
Lineage: Eukaryota; Viridiplantae; Streptophyta; Magnoliopsida; Fabales; Fabaceae
Product: 2-alkenal reductase (NADP(+)-dependent)-like
Exons: 6
Coding region: 8-1078 (356 amino acids)
Molecular function (GO): 2-alkenal reductase [NAD(P)H] activity
Source: RefSeq, a predicted model, not a curated record